Messenger RNA from Xyrauchen texanus (razorback sucker), 2135 nucleotides. RefSeq names its product gap junction gamma-1 protein. Gene Ontology annotation, biological process: cell communication. Gene Ontology annotation, cellular component: connexin complex. The transcript has 3 exons. Lineage: Eukaryota; Metazoa; Chordata; Actinopteri; Cypriniformes; Catostomidae. The record is from RefSeq and is a predicted model, not a curated record. The coding region runs from base 204 to 1343 and encodes 379 amino acids.
UGAACCCCGAUGGCGUGCGGGAAGAAGAUGCACAUGCUGCUAAACCGAAUGGGUUAAAAGAGUGUGGCUUUCAUCAUCCAGAACCUCGCCAAGGGAUGCGUUGAUAUUUUAUGCGCUCGUACGAACUCUUAAGAAGAACCUUGGCGGGAAAGUGUGGAAAUCUACUCAACAAGCACUGAGAAGGCAGUUGUUCUAGAAGCACCAUGAGCUGGAGUUUUCUUACACGGCUGUUGGAUGAGAUCUCCAACCACUCCACCUUUGUGGGCAAGAUCUGGCUUACGUUAUUCAUCAUCUUCCGCAUCGUGUUGACUGUAGUGGGGGGAGAAUCAAUAUACUACGAUGAACAGAGCAAAUUUGUUUGCAACACCCAGCAACCUGGAUGUGAGAAUGUCUGCUAUGAUGCAUUUGCACCCCUCUCUCAUGUCCGGUUCUGGGUUUUUCAGAUUAUCUUGAUUACAACCCCCACUAUUAUGUACCUGGGCUUCGCUAUGCACAAGAUUGCUCGCUUGGCAGAUGAUGAGUAUAAACCACGGAACAGGAAACUCAUCCCCAUGGUCAACCGCGGAGCCAACCGUGAUUACGAGGAGGCGGAGGACAAUGGUGAGGAAGACCCGAUGAUGUCAGAGGAGAUUUUGCCGGAGAAAGAGAAGGCACCUGAGAAGCCCACCGUCAAACACGAUGGACGGCGGAGAAUUAAGCGUGACGGGCUCAUGAAGGUGUACAUACUACAGCUCUUUUCAAGGGUCAUUUUCGAGGUGGGCUUUCUCUUUGGCCAGUAUAUCCUAUAUGGUUUUGAGGUUGCCCCCUCAUACGUGUGCACACGCAGCCCCUGCCCGCACACAGUGGAUUGCUUUGUUUCGCGUCCGACAGAGAAAACCAUCUUCCUGCUGAUCAUGUAUGCUGUGAGUUGUCUUUGCUUGUCUCUCACGGUGCUGGAGAUUCUUCAUUUAGGCAUCAGUGGAAUCCGUGAUGCUUUCCGGCGACGUGCACGGCAUCAAAGUGUUGCACACCCACGUGGCGCCAUAUGCAGACAGGUGCCCACGGCGCCACCUGGUUACCACACUGCCCUGAAGAAGGACAAACUGUCCAUGGGAAUGAAACCGGAGUAUAACUUGGACUCCGGUCGGGAGUCUUUAGGUGAUGACGCAUCACGAGAUAUUGACCGUCUUCGUAGACAUCUAAAAUUGGCUCAGCAACACCUGGAUCUGGCCUAUCAGAAUGGAGAGAGCAGUCCUUCACGCAGCAGCAGCCCAGAGUCCAAUGGGACCGCUGUUGAGCAGAAUAGACUCAACUUUGCUCAGGAGAAGCAAGGAAGCACAUGUGAAAAAGGGAUCCGCGCUUGAGUGAGAACAUGGACCAUCAUCUGCUUUCUUGUACAGAGAAGCACCCCACCUGUGGUUGGCAUUGCUCAUCUGGGAAUGUGGACCAUGUCUACGUGUGUGUUUGUGUAUUUUAUGUUUGGCUGCUCUAAAAGGGUUGUGAAGCAACUUGAGACUGAGUUGAGCAUGUGUGUUUGUGAACACUGGUGAAUUAGUGAGAACAUGCCGUGCAGUAUUAUGGCAAGCAAAUGCCAAGUUAAAAUCUCAAAAGCAGCAUCUCGCCAGUCAGUUAUACUUGACAUCAGCCAGUCUGCCUGAUACUCCAAAGUGCCCAAAAGCUAGUUAGGAAGAUGGCAAGCUUUAAGAACUCCUAGGCGACUGUGCAUUGUCUUUAUCUCCUCUUCAUAUCCCUUUUUGCUUUUUUUUUUCAUAGAAAAAUAAAUCUGUGGUUCUUCCAUUUACCACACUUCUGAAGUGCCAAGGGUUGCAUCUCAAAUGCCUUAAAUCUUAAAACUGGAGUUUACCUGGAUCCUGUCAUUCCAAAAUGAGAUGUGCAAGCAAGUGUAAAACCACAUAGUUUAAUGUAGAUUUUUGCCUGUUGUAGUUUAGAACAGUUCAGUGUUUUUUCAGUAGUGGAUCACUAUUGUAUAUUUGUGUUUUGUGGACAAGAUGGGGCUCCUGUCAUUUAAAGGGGUAGUUUGCACUAAAAUGUAAAUUCUGUCAAUUAAUCACAGUUUCUCACGGUUUCAAACCUGCAUGACAUUUUCCUAUGGAACACACAAUUUGAUGUUUGCCUCGGUCACUAUGCACUUUCUU